UUGAGAUUGUGACUGACAUCGCACCACGCGCGCUUCUUUGAAAUUUGGUUGUCUUACUCAAAUUUUGUAUUUCUGUAUUAAAAAGAAAAUGCAAGACGACAAAAAUGCAAUUUAUCAGAUGCGAUUCCCGCAGAAGUUGUGGUAUUUACUUAACUUGCAAACUAACGCGGUUUUGUGGGGCGGUACAGGUCGGACGAUUUUGUUAAAUUACAGGAUUCUUCAAAAUUACUUGAAAAGUGAUCACUCGAUAUUCAAAACGACGAACAUAUCAAGUUUUGUUCGACAGCUGAAUCUAUAUGGAUUUCGAAAAGUAACAUCGCACCUUCAAGAUCCUUUGUGCAACUCAAGUAACCCAUACAUGCAUGAGUAUGUGCACGAUUAUUUUCAGUACGGCAGGCCGGAAUUGCUCAAUAAAAUAGCUAGAAAAACUUUAGCUAUGAGAAAACAGUUUAAACCUAAGAGCAUUUAUGGAAAUGGUGACCAGUUUUUGUACGUAACACCACUGCAGAAGGCGCGUAGAGCAUUUCAUGUUGCUUUGAAAAAGGCUGCACAAGAUUUGUUCACCCAAAACUCACCAAAACAAUUCUGCAGUUUGAAGUUUGAAUGUGAUGAAACACCUGAUGAUUUUGGUGAAGAUGAAGAAAGCUUUGAAUUUGAUUGGAUUGUCUCCAACACACCUGACCAAGACUCAGAAAAACAAAUGCCUCAGCCAGUUGAGCCUGUUGCUAAUAAAACUACAAUUAACGAAAACACAGCAAAUUAUAGAGAGUCAGCACAGGACAGCUUGAUGAACUUUAGUGUUGAGCCAUGUGAACAGAGCAAUGACAAUUUCCCAGCUCAAUUUCUGAGCAUGCCAGAUCUGGACCCAGAGCCCACAGAAGAGAAAUCCGGUGUAGAAUUACUGGCUGAAUUUGACAUUGACCAUGACACUGACCAGGGCAUUGCCAGAAAGAUUGGAGACAAGAAUGACCACAAUUCCUUAAACUGUAUCCUUCCAUUUGUAAGCAAUGACCACAAUGAUGAUGUGUCGAUGGCAGAGGUGAAUAUAAAUUCUAUUUAUCUAAUAUUGUGUUGUUUGUGUACUAAUGUAUUAUGUUUUCAGAAAAAUAAUGAAAAUUCUGAUCAUUACAAUGAUGGUGAGUGGGAUCAGAUGUUCAAUGAUAUUAUUGUAAAUAAAGGCUCCAAUCAAGAAUGUGGUACUGAUUUGAAGGAGCUCUACUCACAGAUCUCCCGGACUAUUGAUUUACUUAAUUCUUAAUAUUUUGUUUAACAUGUUAAUUGUGGUAUUUUAACAAAGUUCCUUAAAUGAAAUAAGUUAUAUAAUGUUUCCUUAGACCGUGUAUUAUUAAGACAAAAAAAGAUAUAGAUACAUAA
Molecule: messenger RNA, 1374 nt
Organism: Hyposmocoma kahamanoa
Lineage: Eukaryota; Metazoa; Arthropoda; Insecta; Lepidoptera; Cosmopterigidae
Product: heat stress transcription factor A-4c-like
Exons: 5
Coding region: 89-1258 (389 amino acids)
Biological process (GO): regulation of DNA-templated transcription
Molecular function (GO): DNA-binding transcription factor activity; sequence-specific DNA binding
Source: RefSeq, a predicted model, not a curated record